AUGGCAUUACAGCAAGAAGAACUAGAGCUUCAAAAGGGUCAAGCAAAUGACAGCUUGGAAAAGCUUUGUCAAGCUCUUGGUGACAGAUCUGUGAUAUUUCAGGAGAAAUUGCACUCCAACAAAUUGGUCCAUUGUCAGGCAAUUAGGGCUGAUUCUGAUACAUUAGCAUCAUAUCAAGCCCUAAAGGCUGAGGACCUUACAGUGAGCAAAGAAGUCACUGAGGAAAAUAGGCAUGGUCAGGGUUCUGAUAGGCUGGCUUGGUUUUGGAGAAUCAACAGUGCAGAGGACAGCCAGAAGAGCAAGUGGAUAAAUGAAUGUGAGUUUUAA
This is a messenger RNA of Suillus subaureus, 327 nucleotides long. RefSeq lists its product as uncharacterized. The record is from RefSeq and is a predicted model, not a curated record. Lineage: Eukaryota; Fungi; Basidiomycota; Agaricomycetes; Boletales; Suillaceae. Bases 1 to 327 code for a protein of 108 amino acids. The transcript is spliced from 2 exons.